GUGGUUGUCUGUCGGUGCUGUCUGGUCUCGUAAGGCCGCGCUGUGGUGUUAAUCCUUAUGCUGUAAUCGGUUCGACGUUCGUGUUUCACCUACAGUUAUUCUAGUGUGCUUUUAUCAGUUCUUACAGAUCAGUGUUCUCAAGAAGUGUACGGCAUACUGUUGUUAGUGCAAUUGUUCAAAUCCAGGAUUCGAAUCAUCACAGCAGCAUAAUGACACGCAUCAUCGGCAGUGCCGCAGUGUAUUUGCUGCUAUUUCAAUACUCCAAGCUCUCAACGAUGGUUUGGUGCUACAAUGUAGAUCUCCUGCACUCUGCUCGGAACCCAUUAGAUCCCCCUUUCCGCUCACCGCAAACACCGUACGGCCAAAAACAUUCCAAAUCGACUCCAGGAUCGUAUGGAAACGGCAUUUCAUCGGCUCACCGUGGACUAGCAUUUAGUCAACAGGCCCCAUCGUACCAACAGUCAUUUAUUCCAACAGUGGUGGAAUCACUCCCACUACACCCACGCUGGCAGACAGAUCAAAGGAAAAAUCCACCAGCAGCACUGCAAGUACCACCGAUACCGGUCAUCCACAUGGAUGAUAUCGGCGUUGAAGAUAAUUUCGUCGACCACGAGGGACGACCACUGCUGGACUCAUUAGAAAUACCAUCUUCCCUGGACCAAUCACCGUCCAAGGAAAGCAGUGACAAUCCGAUGCUUCUACAGAUCCUGAGAACCAACCACCGACUCCCACCGAGAGAAUUGACGUUGGACGAACAGGACAAUGACGUACAAUCGGUGGUGGUAAAGGACGAUGGUAGGCGAGACCGUGCGGUGGAGAGCAUUGAUUUGAUUCGCGAGCAAUUGGAACGCAUCAAGCAAGAGGAAGACAUCGAAACCAAAUCGAAUCUACUGACGAAGCUGUUGACUGAGUUGCCGGAAGGGCCACUGCCGAUUGUGUACGUUGAGGAUGCGGCCGGUACCGGGCUAGAAGCCGAGGAGGACGACGACGAAGACGACGACGUGACGCAUCUGUUCACACCCAACGGUGGUAAGCGAUCCGGGCGGUACAAUCGUGGCUAUCCCUGGAAGCGACAAAACGCACGCAAUCGACCGUACGAUGAUGCCCGGUUUCUUUGCGUUCCCAGUCGCGAUGACGUGUUUAAGCUGCUUAUCGGGCUACACGAGAACCGAAACGGCAACCACCAGCAGAAGACGAUUAGUUUCUGCAACCGAAAGCGUCCAGCAAGGGCCAUCUUCACCAACAUUCGCUUCCUGGGUUAAGGUGGCACGUGAGGGAACACCGGAACGAACGAACGGCAAGCCCCUCGGUCGGCAAUAACCUUUGGCUCCCGUGGGUCCGUUGUUGGAAUGUGAGAAUUGCUACAAAAUUAGUUUUCCUUUUUCAUUCCAUUGGGUGACAUUUUUAUUCGAUAGCGAGACUUUUCUAGGUGGUUCCUUAAAGCUAAUGACAUAUACGAUGGGCCCUGGGUGGAAAUGCUGUGCUCAAAGCAUCAGAGCGGGUUUAAGCUUAUCUUAAGCCCAUUAUACAAAUGUUGUACGUCUGUACGAUAUCAGUAAGAAGUACGUGCAGUGUUACAUGUGUAAUUGUCCCUUCCAACGGCAGCGAUAUGCUCAAAAUUCCGAUCACCGGCACCCAGCCAGGAGAUCGGGAGAUUGUCAGUCGAAUCUUGUAAAACCAAAGACCUAAACGAUGUA
Messenger RNA from Anopheles aquasalis, 1697 nucleotides. RefSeq lists its product as uncharacterized. Lineage: Eukaryota; Metazoa; Arthropoda; Insecta; Diptera; Culicidae. The record is from RefSeq and is a predicted model, not a curated record.